Molecule: messenger RNA, 2859 nt
Organism: Closterium sp. Yama58-4
Lineage: Eukaryota; Viridiplantae; Streptophyta; Zygnematophyceae; Desmidiales; Closteriaceae
Source: the annotation of a GenBank genome assembly
AUGGCCAAUGAACCAACAUCGAUGCGAGCGGCCGUCGGUUCGUCCCGUCGGCCGUCCGUUCAUCCGUCGGCCGUCCAUUCGCCCCGUCGACGGGCUGCCGCGCGGCACGCCGCCAUGGCGGCUCGAUCCUUCUCCGCAGCAGUCCUCGCGUCGUCGCCGCUGCCGCCGCGCGCCGCCGUCACACGGCAAGGCGCGGAGAUAGGCCGGCUGGUUGAGGUGCAGGCACUAGGCACGCGCGCUGCUGCUGCACCGAGUGCUGCGCGCACAGAGUGUUGCGCUUCUAACGGGGCUGCUAGCAGCGCAAUUGGUGGGGCUUCUCCUAGGGCUAUUGGUAGCACUGCUGCGGGCCCGCGGCGAGCAACGAACCGGACAGAUGGGGCGAGGGAUGCAAGACCCGAUGUUUCGCGGAAGAAGCGGCGCGGCUUGCGGAGAGUGGCGCACCUCUCCGCUGGCGACGGCGCGCAGCCGAGCGCCGAGUCCACGCGGACAGUGAGAGCGAAAGUUCUUAUAGUGGGGCCGCUGCACUCCGCGCGCGGGGAUGAAGGGGGUGGGGAGAAUGCGGUGAGGUUUGCGGGGGAAUGCAAUUGUGCGGAAGGUGGCGCGCAGAACGAGGGGCUUGGGGCGCGUGGGGACGGACUCGCGGAGCAGGGGGACGUGUGGGCGGCGGCGGACGAGGCGGAGUUGAUUGCGCGGGCUGUGGGCGGGGCGGUGGCGCAUAGCACGGGGGCGCAUAUUGCCGGGGUGGUGUGCGCUGGCACGGGGGACGCGGAGGGCGCGGAGGAAGCGUGGGUGAGGCUGGGGGCGGAGGGGAACGCGGGGUUGAGUCUGGCGGAAGAAGCGGAGGCCGCGAGGGAAGGGGGGGAAUCUGAGGUGGCGCGGGGGAGGCUGGAGCUCGAGCGUGCGCAGCUGGAGCUGGCGAUGCGGGAGUCGCGCUUGGAGGCGGAGAGGAGAGAGGCGGAGGGCGGAGAGGCGGAGGAAGAGGCGAUAGUGGGGGAGGGGGAGGCGGAGGGCGGGGAGGGAGAGGCGGUUGAGGUCGAGGCGGUAUCGGGGGUGACCACGAGGUGGGGCGAGAGCGGGGAGGAGUGGGGGGGCGCACGAGAUGGGGAGGGCAGCAUUUGCGCGGAUGACACGGUUGAGCUGCUGGUUGCGCGGAAGGGCGCAGCAGGCGCGGCGGAGCACGCGGGGCGGGGGGUGCGCGCGGAUGCAGGUGGGGGCGCGGAGUCGAGUGACGACGAGGCAGUGGCGGUGGAAGGCAGACCGCCCGCUUACCCCGCCGCCCUCAACUCGCUGUACCUAUCAUUCAUGUUCAACUGCUUUGUGGAGCACGCGUGGCGCUUCACGGGCGCGGCUCUGCUCGCUCUGCUGCACGACUCGCUGCUUCCCGUCGCCGUCGCCAGCUUCGCCAGCCAGCUGGUGGUGUUCGUGGGGGCGCCACUGGUGGGCGACAUGAUGGACUCCGCGCCACGGGUCGCUGCUUUCAACACCAUCUCGUGCAUCCAGUGCAUUUAUGUGAUUUCAUCUUUACUCUCUUCACCUCUUCUCUCAUCUUCCCCUCCCUUCAUCGUGACCCAUGAUCUUACCUUGUCGCCCUUCUCACCCCUGCACCCCAUCCUUGCUCUCACCCCACCCCCACCCGCGCGGCAGCUGGCAGGGCAGGACAACGCGGCAGCGCUGGCCAACGCCAACGCCAUGCUGCGCCGGGCUGACCUCUUCUGUGACGUGGCAGGGCCGCUGGUGUUUGGGUGGCUGCUGUCGGCGUUCAGCCCUGUGGUGUGCAUCAACGCAUCCCUCGCCACCAUGCUGCUCUCCCUCCCCAUCCUCAUCUGCCUCGUGCUGCUCACCGACCGCCAGUCCAACGGCGUUCUCAGCCGCCCCAAGCCGCCCACCACGCUGCAAGUCUCACUGGUAGCUCCCUCUACGCAUUCUAGCAGCAGCAGCAGCAGCAGCAGGAGCAGCAGGGAGAUGGAAAGAAUACACACAUCCACCCGCUCACCCGCCCCUGCUGCCAGCAUUCCGCCGCCCACGCUGCUCCUCACGGCAGCAGCCAGGGCCGUAGCAGCCGCACUCACUGGGAGCUUCCGGGCAGCUGGGUCAGUUCUGGGGAUGUCAUUCCGGUCAGUGGUGCGCGGGUGGAAAAGUUUCCUGGGGCAGCCGGUGCUGCCCGUGAGUGUGGCGUACGUGUUGCUCUUCUUCAACUGCGUGCUCUCGCCCGGCGGACUCAUCACCAGCUUCCUCACGCAGCAAGGCGUGGACGUGUCAGUGAUAGGCGCGUUCAGAGGCGCGUGUGCCGCCAUGGGAUUCGCCGCCACCUUCCUCUCGCCCUUCAUCAUCACCCGCCUCGGCCUGCUGCAGGCGGGCGGAGCAGCGCUGCUGUUCCAGUCGGUGGUGCUGGCGGCAUCCCUGGCAGUGUUCGCCGUCUCCCACUCCAUGCGCCACCACCACUCGCUGCUCCUCGCCUUCCUCGCCCUCGUCGUGGUAUCCCGGCUGGGCCACUGGACGUACGACGUGGUGGACGCGCAGAUAUUCCAGGUGGCCAUCCCGCCCGCGCAGGCCAACAUAGUGGGCACCACUGAAGUCGCCCUGGCCAGCCUGGCGGAGCUCAUCAUGCUGGCCCUCGCCAUCGCCGCCCACGACGUGCGCCACUUCGGCCUCCUCGCUGCACUCUCUGCCGCUGCUGUGUUUGCCGCGGCUGCCAUCUACUGCGCGUGGGAGCGGUCGGGGAACCACCACCGUCGGAGCCUCUUUCCGCCCGAGCCACGGCUCAGGUGGUGGCCGUGGGGGCGGCGCAAGAGGAGAGGCGGCAGGGCGGGUGGUGGGAAAGGUGCAGGGGCAGGAGCGCCUGCUGCGCCAGCUGCUUGA